Molecule: messenger RNA, 678 nt
Organism: Diorhabda carinulata
Lineage: Eukaryota; Metazoa; Arthropoda; Insecta; Coleoptera; Chrysomelidae
Gene: ND-PDSW
Product: NADH dehydrogenase [ubiquinone] 1 beta subcomplex subunit 10
Exons: 4
Coding region: 112-606 (164 amino acids)
Source: RefSeq, a predicted model, not a curated record
AUAUUUUUAGUUUUAUAUGUCAUUUGUCACUGUCACUUACAAAUUACGAUAUAUUAAUAUAAGAUUAGAAUAUUAAUUAAUAGUGUAACAAUAGUUGGAGCUGUUAGCACGAUGCCAGAAGAAGCGACUCCUCGAAAUAUUUUAGAAAAAUUCGUGUUAUCGGUAUCAAAUACUUUGGAACGCCCAGUAGUAUGGUUUAGAGAAACUGUAGUCGAACCCAACCAACAACAUUCUGUUUGGUACCAUCAAAAAUUUCGGAGGGUACCAACAAUCGACGAAUGCUACACGGAUGAUGCAGUCUGCAUCGCCGAAGCCAAUUUACAGUUCAAACGAGACAAGUUAGUUGACAGUGAUAUUUUGAGUAUUUUGAGAGAAAGAUACGAAGAUUGCGCUUUAUAUGAAGCACCUGAUCAUUUGGAAAAAUGUCGACCACUUUUCGACCAAUAUCAAGAAGCUACCACAAAUUGGUUCAUCAAAUACGGCGAUUUAGGUGGUUACGGUGAUGCUAAAGCUGCUUACAUGAAGCAGAAACAUAGAAUGAUUUGGGAACGCAGACAUGGUCCAGUAGGAAGCGGUAUGAACGGAGCUGCCCCAACAGAAAAUUAAAUUGGUGUACAAGAAAAUGCUUAUAUUAAUUGUAGCAUGUUUGUAAUAUAUAGUAGUUGUUUAUUAUUAAAA